Molecule: messenger RNA, 2561 nt
Organism: Ceraceosorus guamensis
Lineage: Eukaryota; Fungi; Basidiomycota; Exobasidiomycetes; Ceraceosorales; Ceraceosoraceae
Exons: 3
Coding region: 1-2313 (770 amino acids)
Source: RefSeq, a predicted model, not a curated record
AUGGACACAUCUUCGGCAGGCCCAUCGCAGCUGCGUCGACCAACCUGCUCUCCUCACUCAACACCAAAGAUGGUAACCGCGCCGCACCUGCCCGCUGAUGACGGUCGCGACGCAGAUGCUUCGAGGUCUGAGGAGCCAUCAGUGUCCACGUCACAUAAUGGCACACCCGCACCGUGGGUGUUCGAUCAGCAGCCAGCGGCAUCGGAGAGAGGCUGCACGUUUUCACCACAGGGCGAGCUAUUGAUAGGUGGCUUGGGCAUUGACGGUCGGAACACGAGAACAGGAGAAUCCGGCUGGGCAUCACUAGCGCACACGCCUCGCCAUGCGUUCGGUGUAUGGAAGCGCAUGCAGUCUGCUGCUUACCUGGGCAAGCAUCCGCCUGUGGACGAAGAGAGCGUCAGCGUCAGCGGCGAAGCAUCAUUCUCACAUUCGAAGCAUGCUUCAAGGCCAUCUGUCUUGGUGGAGGAUAUCGUAGAAGGCCGCACGUGUCAACCGAUUUCGCUGUCCGACUUUCGCAAGUUCUUGGUCCGACGACGCAGAGAGGAGGCGCAGUCGUCCGCUCCGCUCAGCUAUGAAGCGGAUUUCUCCAUGCUUGGCGGCGGGCUUGCGGAGGAGAAGAAGCACUCGACUUCCUCCGCGAUAGUGGGCCCUGACACGACGUUUGUCUUCGACGACUCCAUAGCAGGCAAAUCGAAUUCGACGCGACGCACAACGCUUCCACCCUCAUCUUCGCAUGGCACGGAUGCCUCCUUCAGCAGUGCCAAAGAACCAGAGAUAUCGGGCUACGUGAGACACUCUCUGGCCGCUCGGCACGUACACAGCAAGUCCACUGGUGACGCUCUCGACGCUCUGGACUUUGUUGUUGCCGUCGACCGCUACGCGACUACCUUUGCUAGGUUGAGCUCUAGUCAGCGUGAGCUCGCUCCAGCCUGUGAAGCAAGAACAUUCCCACCUUGUGGCAAUGCGGCGAGCGAGAAUGUGGAGGAGGACCAGCGAGGGGCAUGUGUUCCGGAGGAUCAACCCCUUCGGAAGCGCUUGAAUCUCAUCACCUCCACGUACAUAGGGGGCAAGCGCAGCUCCGCCUAUGAUGCAGCACCCAAGCUGGCAUGGAUGCGCGACACGGGCUUAUUGUCCGAGACGGCUCUUGCACAGGCGAUCGACUGCGCUUCACGCACAACUCAUCCCGAUGCCAUUCUACCUCUGGCUCGCGCAGUCCAGGCGCACUUGGAUUCGCACGUUCUUCCGAGCUUCCUGGACUCAGCUUCUCACAACCUUUCUCGCAACACCAAGUGGGGUCGGCUGGUCACUGGAAUUGCGUGCACCAUCAUCGCUUUGCUGCUGUCCGUCCUGCUAAUCAUCGAGCCCAGUCCUCUGUCGCCUCAUUACGCCACGGACAGGGAGAGAGCGCAUCUUUCGAGAUGGUGGCGCUUUCUUACGCUGCCGCUUUGGGCUGCAGGCAUCGGCUCCACCCUGGCAGCAUACACCGGUGUCUGCGUCUGGUUGAGCCUCCGAGGCAACCAUGAACCCGAGAAGGUCUUGACGGAGGAGGCCAAAGCGGAUCGACCAGCUCACAUCAUCGCUGCUAGCAUCAAUGGCGAUCACGAGAAGAGUCGUCACGAGGAGGCGCCGGCGCAGGAGUGGGAGGAAGCAGAGGGGCACACCGCGACUCCUCAAGGUUGGCUUAUGGCACCCGAGCUUAAGGCGCUUCUUCUGCGGUGUGUCGGCCGCCAUCCUUCGAAAACGUCAACCGACGCCGACAAGGUCAAGGCGAGGGCCUUGCUCCCUCGCGUAUCUUCCGACCUCGCCUCAUCAGGGCUGCCGACUGAGCCUUCGCCUAUCUAUUUGCCAGGCUCGCCCGAGGGUCCCACAGCCCCCCUGGCCGAGCCGCGUAGUCUUUCUGUGAUGGCGCGUUCCCCUUCCACGGAGCUUGGUUCGUCGCCAACGGCACUUUCUCGGUCGUUUCGAUUACCCGGCACGCAAGUGUCUGUCGGAUUCCAGAACGCGCGCACGGCUUUUGCCGCUCCCUCCUCUCUGCCUCCCACAUCCUCCAACAAUCGCAUCUCGACUUCGACUAUAGUGCAGAUGCCUGACGACAAGCACCCUUCCACUGUGCCCGCCUUGCGAUCGUCGCCUAGCAACCCGAUGCAAAAGGCCGUCGCGGCGCUUCAACAGUGGACAGGCUUUGCGAUCAACACCAAACCGGUGCUUGACGAGAGGGUUAGAAAGAUCCAUCAGAGAGCCGCGAUCAAUGCGCUUGCGCUUUGCACCGCUUUGACGCUAGUCGCCAUCAUCAUCGUUCUUGCCCUUCCUUGAUUCGUCCUUCUACAUCCCCGAUACGGCUUGUAUGCGUUUCCCUUGUGGAUUGCGAGAUCCUUUCCCGCAGCCUCCACUGCUGUCUUCUCCCUGUUCGGGUUCUUGGUCCCGUCCUUCAUCUACAUUGUCACGCACCACGGAUCCUCAACUGCUCGAGAGAAUUCGCAUCACUGUUCUCACGCCGCGUUCUGUAUUUUCACCCACCCGUCACGCAUUGGCGAAUCAAUGGUCAUCGCUUUCCCAACUUG